UAUAAAUCGAUUCUCACCUGCCGGGUUUGCCCGUCCCGUCCCACAACCCCAACACUCGACUUGUUGGCUCCGCCGCGGAACCAGCGCCCGGCCCGGUUCGGCUUCGCCAUGGCCGAGUUGCAGCCCCACGCGCGCUCGGUGUCGCGAGACACGCACCUCUCUCAGCCGUUGGCACCGGUGGUUCUCCCUGAAAAGCGGCUGGCCACCUGCAAGGAGAAUGGCUUGGAAGUAGCACUACUAGAUCUGGCCGCCCAACAUGUCACUGAGAGCCAGCAGUUGCACAAGAAGUUGGAGGCCGCCAUCCGUGAGCUGGAGGCACCUGUCUGGAAGAAGAAGAUUGACUCAAAACCCCUGUGCAUGGGAGGAUCUCCCUCUUCAAAGGUGCAGCACUUCCCGGUGUCGGUUGCAGUCAUUCCUGAUGGAGAUGCUAGCAGCUCUGAACGCGAGGAGACGAAGGAGGUUGACAUCUCACCGGCACCCAGUCAGAAAGGCCGUACCAGGAGCACAGGCUAUGCCGUUUCACGGCUGCUGCAGGGCUCCCCAGCCCCGGCGCGGCCGACGGUGCCCAUGGCCACCGGGCGGUCUGCGGACGCCGUGCCGACGUCCGCGGCGCCCGCGCUGCGGGCGGGGUCCGCGGCGCCCGUCAUGCGGAUCAGCAACGAGUCGAAGGCCUCGGAGAAGCGCCGGAGGAACUCGAGAGCGCCGGAGACGCUGAGGUUGAAGAAGCAGCUCAACCAGGCCAACCAGAAAGUCAUCAGCGCGGAUUACUACGGUGACCUGGAUCCAGAGGACGAUGGAGAGCGGACAUGGUAUCAGAAUUGGAGCUUGUUGGCCCUAGUGAGCCAUCCGGUCUUCGAUGCCUGGACGGCCUUGGUGAUCCUGGUGAACGCCGCCACCAUCGGUGCCGAGACGCAGUACGGAGCCAUGGCCGAGGAAUUGCCUUCCAGCUUGGAGGCAGUGAGCCAAGUCUGCUCCUUCUACUUUCUGCUGGAACUUAUACUUCGAAUUGGGGCACAUAAGGCCAGCUGGUGUGCUGAUCCAGAUAUGCGGCUCUGGAAUUUAUUCGACCUCCUACUUGUGUCCAUGUCCUUGAUCGACUUCAUGAUCUUUCGUGUGCUCCAGAAUGGCGCUGGCUUCACCGAGGUCAAGCUGCUCAAAACGCUGCGCAUCAUGCGAGUCUUCCGGGUCUUCCGCUUCUUUCGGCAGCUCACCCAGCUGGCGCUGAUGAUCACCGAUUCGAUUCGAUCCUUGAUUUGGGCCCUGGUGCUGCUGGCCAUCAUCAUUUAUGCUUUCGCGAUCUUCUUGACAGCCAAUGUCUCUUCUUGGCUUCACCUCCACCUGGGUUCUCCUGGGAGCGAGUGGCCGACCCUGGCAGCGGAGCACUCGGAUGCGGACAUCCGGAUCCUGGAGUUCGCCUACGGCUCCUUGCCCCAGACCGUGUACACCUUGGUCCAAGCGGUUCUGGGUGGCCGGAGCUGGCACGAAGUGUGCACACCUCUCUUCAAGGUUGGAUGGCUGCCUGUGAUGCUGCUCUUCAUUUACGUGUCCUUUGUUAUCUUAGCGGUGUUGAAUGUCGUUACGGGGGUGUUCGUGGACAACGCCUUCCGCUGCGCGGAAAAGCAACGAAGCCUCGCGAUUCAAAAGGAAAUGGACAAGAAGGAGCAGUUUGUGCAGGAGAUCACUGAUUUCUUUCGAGCGAUGGACCAGGACGGCUCUGGUGAUGUGACAGCUGAAGAACUCGGGGAGAUGUUAGAUGACCCUGCCUUGUCAGCAUACUUCCGGGUCUUGGGAUUCGACAUCGAUGACGCCCGGCGUUUCAUCCUGCUCUUGGAUACGGAUGCCAAUGGCAGCAUCAGUGUGAGCGAGUUCCUCCGCGGAUGCCUGCGAUAUCGUGGGGUGGCCACUGGAGUUGACAUGCACACCUGCCUGAGAGUCGUCAGACGUAUGGAGAAAACCAUUCAUGAGCUGGAGACUGGCUUGCUCAAGCGCCCUGCUCCGGCAAGCCACCGCCUUCCAGCCAAGAGUCUUUGACCAUCUGAGCGCCCUCCGUGUGUAGCUGCAGGGGCUGCAGAUUAAUGAACAUGGGCCUGUGAAGGUGCGCAUCCAUCCUCCAUCCUUAGCUGGCCG
Molecule: messenger RNA, 2127 nt
Organism: Durusdinium trenchii
Lineage: Eukaryota; Dinophyceae; Suessiales; Symbiodiniaceae
Source: the annotation of a GenBank genome assembly